UAAAGCAGAGACAGCAGAGCAGCCAGGCUUGAAGGCAGUGUUGGAGCCCAAUCUCUUCCCCAGAGGAAGAGCCCAGCAGGCAGCAGAGUAUGGAGCUCGCCUCAGCCCCUCUCCACAAAGGGCAGAUCCCCUGGAGGGGGCUCCUGCUCACAGCCUCACUUUUAACCUGCUGGAACUCUCCCGCCACUGCACAAGUCACCGUUGAAGCUGUGCCGCCCCUCGUUGCCGAGGGAAAGAGCGUUUAUCUCCUUGUCCACCGUCUGCCAGAGGGACUCCAGGUCUUUUACUGGUACAAGGGAGACACUACAGUUACGAGCAAUGAAAUCGCACGUUUUCUAGUAUCCGAUAAUACAAUUAAAACAGGGCCUGCAUACAGUGGCAGAGAGACAAUCUACCCCAAUGGAACCCUGCUCCUCCGGAAUGUCACUGUAAACGAUGCAGGAACCUACUCACUAAAUAUGUUAGAUAAAGCCUAUGAUCCUACACAGGUGUCUGUGCGAGUCCAUGUGCACCCUCCGUUACCCAAGCCCAGAAUCACAAGCAACAACUCAAAUCCCAUGGAGGGUGAGGACUCAGUCUCAUUACUGUGUGAACCUGAGACUCAGAAUACAACCUACCUGUGGAGGAGAAAUGGUCAAAGCCUCUCAGAAAGUGACAGGCUGCGGCUUUCUGAGGACAACAGGACUCUUACUUUACUCACUGUCGUGAGGACUGACAUAGGACCCUAUGAGUGUGAAACCUGGAAUCCAGUGAGUGCCAGCCUAAGUGAUCCGUUCAACCUGAACAUCACCUAUGGUCCGGACGCCCCGGUUAUAUCCCCUUCAGAUAGCCACUUCCAUGUAGGGGCCAACGUCAGCCUGUCCUGCCACGCGGCCUCUAACCCGCCGGCACGGUACUCAUGGCUUUUCGAUGGGAAGCCCCUGCCAUCCUCCCAAGAGCUCUUUAUCCCAAACCUCUCUACUAAUAAUAGUGGGGCCUAUGCCUGCCUCGUCCACAACUCUGUCACUGGCCUCAAUAGGACCACAGUCAAGAACAUCACAGCCCUUGAGCCCGUGACUCGGCCCUUCAUUCAAGUCCUCAACACCACAGUCAAAGAAAUGGACUCUGUGUCCCUGACCUGCUUCUCAAAUGACACUGGGAUCUCCAUCUAUUGGUUCUUCAAUAGCCAGAGUCUGCAUCUCACAGAGAGGAUGACACUCUCCCACAGCAACAGCACCCUCAGAAUAGAUCCUGUCAAGAGGGAGGAUGCCGGGGAGUAUCAGUGUGAGGUCUCCAAUCCAGUCAGUUUCCAGAGGAGUGACCGAAUCCAGCUGGACAUAAUAUUUGACCCAUCACAAGGAAGUCCUGGCCUCUCUGGGGGUGCCAUUGCUGGCAUUGUGGUCGGAGCUGUGGCUGUGGUGGCUCUGGUAGCAGCCCUGGUGUAUUUCCUCCAUUUCAGGAAGACUGGCGGGGGAAGUGACCAUCGCGAUCUCAAAGAGCACAAACCCUCAGCCUCCAAUCACAAUCUGGGCCCCUCUGACAACUCUCCUAAGAAGGUGGAUGAAAUCACAUAUUCUGUCCUGGACUUCAAUGCCCAGCAACCCAAACGACCAACUUCAGCCUCUCCCUCUCCAAGACCCACAGAAACGGUUUAUUCAGAAGUAAAAAAGAAGUAAUCACAAUCUGUGCUACUGACUGCACCAAUGAUGCAUUCCCAGACUCUCUCCUUCAUUAGGUGACCUCUGUAUCAAUAUAGAGGAGGGGACACACACACACACACACACACACACACUGUGGCAGCUCCAGGCUGCUGCCGUCCUGGAGCCUAUAAGA
Molecule: messenger RNA, 1812 nt
Organism: Acomys russatus (golden spiny mouse)
Lineage: Eukaryota; Metazoa; Chordata; Mammalia; Rodentia; Muridae
Product: carcinoembryonic antigen-related cell adhesion molecule 1-like
Exons: 9
Coding region: 90-1655 (521 amino acids)
Biological process (GO): signal transduction; regulation of immune system process
Cellular component (GO): plasma membrane; cell surface
Molecular function (GO): protein tyrosine kinase binding
Source: RefSeq, a predicted model, not a curated record